CGGUUGUUGUGUCCGGUGUUGUCGUUCUCAUCCGGUUGCGAGUUUGGUCACGAGAGCGAAAUUUUGUUUUGUUGCGGAAAGUUUUGCGUGUAUGUGAGGUGUUAGCUUACCUUCCCGAGGCUGUCAGCAGUGUUUUGGCUGUUACGGAUGGUUAACUCGCCGCUUCUGCCAUUCAUUUAGUCUCCUCUGGUUAUUUGUGUUACUGUUUAACAGUUUAAAUGUGUUAUGGGCGCGUAUGAGCUGCAUUGUCUCUGUGGUUGUUGUUGUUUCGUUUUUCUUUAUGUUAAAGUUUAACUUCUUUCCAGGGAUGGCCGCAGCGUCACAGCAGUACUCGCUUCAAAUGAGGUCGACGGAUCUCAUCAUGAAGGAGCCGCUGGACUACGGAGGAUUUGGAGAAGUUUAUCUUUGCUACCAUGUAACUCUGGGCCAGGUGGUUUUGAAGACAAUGUACACAGGCCCCCUUCGAAACGAAGAGAAUAAGCGGUCGCUUCUCGAGGAGGGCAACAUCAUGGCCAGCCUGAACCAUGAACGAGUGGUCAAGUUGCUUGGCGUCAUCAUGGAGGACAGAGACUGCUCUUUAGUCAUGGAGCUCAUCCCCAGAGGCAACCUGUUGGUCAUGCUGGAGACGGUCAACGUGCCUGUAUCCAUCAAGGGGAGGAUCAUCUUAGAGAUUUUGGAAGGCAUGGUGUACCUCACAGAACGGCAUGUCAUACACAAGGACAUCAAGCCUGAAAACAUUUUAGUGGAUAAAGAUUUUCACAUCAAGAUUGCAGACCUCGGCCUGGCCACCUGCCAGACGUGGAGCAAACUGACGAAGCAGGAGUCUCGAAGGAAGAGCCGUAAGGGCGAAACAGCCGGGGCCAGAGGGGCCGGCACACUAAGCUACAUGGCUCCAGAGCACCUGGAGAGCAUACACGCGGUCUCCACCGAGAAGUCCGACGUGUACAGUUUUGCGAUCGUGCUGUGGGUCGUUCUCACGGGGAAGGAGCCAUAUGAAAAUGCAAGGAGUGAAGAGCAGCUCAGCCAGUGUGUUCGUAAGGGCGACCGGCCGGCAGAGGACCUCAUUCCAGGCGACACACCUGCAGAGAUAGUCCACCUUAUGAAGAGAUGCUGGGAUCGUGAUCCAGAGAAACGGCCAACGUUUAAAGAGAGUUACAACCACUUCCUCCCUUUCUACACAGAGAAGCUGGAACCACAAGUUGCGGAAGAUGUACUUAAACUGAGGAAAUCAUACGAAGGCCCGCACGAACUCGUUGAGAUGAUGAAAUCCUUGACGGUGACGCCUGAUUCUUCUUUCGAAAGUCCGCACGACUCCCCGGCUCCUUUGGUGAGUUCGGAAAGAAGUAUACCCGAGCCGGUUGAAGCCAGCAUCGAGGACCUGAACGGCAUUCAUUUCGAAGCGCCUGCGGGGCUCAUUCAGACGGACGCGAGGGCAAAUCCAGCUUCGGUGUUGGAGGAGAAACUGGAUCGGGAGCUGCACUACCACAAACACGGCAGCUACAAUUGCGAGCACCAGUACGACGCCGCCAACAGCUACCAUUGCUCAAACCCUUUCCUGCAAAGCCCUUUCACAGACUACAGUGUGAGGCACCCAGAACAAGAGAGAUCCUCAGUCCAUUCCUGGGGGAAAGCUGACGCAUACGUGCAGCCCUCCAGCCAGGAGGAGACUAGGUACCGCCCCGCUUCGGAUUUCAAUGAUUCUGUGAAUCCCGCCUUACCUAUGCCGUCCUAUUUGGGGAUGUCUGCCAGCUCGCCUUCCCUGUCCCAGUUCAACCAGCUCCAUCCACAUUCCCACCUUGACCGGCAGCAGUCUUGGCCGGCGUACCCGGUCUCCGAUACAUCCGCCCCUGACAUGGCUCAAGGGCGUCUUUUGACCAAUUCAAAAAGCGGCCCGCUACAGGAUCCAGCGUCCCUUUACAUCCAGAAUGCCAGCGGGAUCCAAAUCGGAAGCAACAACACCAUGAGUAUCAGAGGUUACGACUCCUGCCUGUCGACUCUGUCUGCUAACGGCCCAGCUAGCUCCCCCAUCCAAGAAGGCAUUCUGAAAUAUGAGGACCACGCUGUGACUGAAGUGCACCUGGAUCUGCUGAGGGACAACAUCGGGGCCAACUGGAAGCGCUGCGCUCGGGGCCUCGGCCUGACCAAUGUGGAGAUAGAGGUCAUAGUGCAUGACUACCAACGCGACGGUCUGCCGGAGAUGGUGCACCAGAUGCUGGAGCGCUGGAAAAUGAAGGAGGGCUGCAUCGGCUGUACGAUCGGGAAGCUUUGCCGAGCUCUGGUUGGAAACAUAAAGGUCGAGGUUAUCCAGAAAAUACUUGACCAGUGCGGCUCUUCUGUCUAGAUGCCGCAAACCUCUGUAACUCAACAUACGUGCCUCACUCUCUAUAGCAUUCUCAGCCACGUUUUCUGAAGUGUUCUUCUGAACGCCAGCACAAAGGAUGAGUUUUAGUUUUAUGUGCUAAGGCUUUAUGAUAUCGUCUUGGUUACACAAUGAUACAGUAGACGCGACUAGAAAAUUGUCCUAUAGAAAAGUCAACUUCUCAAGGCUCGUAUGCAUUUUUGUCCGAAAUAAUAUCUUGCUUGGCCAGAUAUUUCUAAACGGUUUUUACUUCUGACAUAGUUCAGAUGUAUCACAGUUAUGAAAGAGGCCACUGUCAAGUGUCUGCAUCAGUCUCAAGGAGACUGUGAUAGCCAUACAUCUGGAGAAUCACUUUAUCACUUUUUCUGUCAGUGUUGCCUUCAUGAGCAGGAGUCAUUAACAUGCUCAAUAACAUUCAGAUUUUUCUAAUUAUGGUGCAUUUCUGUAAUUCUUUCACAGAAAUAUCUUAAUCUUCAUGUCAGAAGCUGAGAUAGGGUAUUAUUUUUGUAACUCUUUCACAGAAAUAAAACCCUCUCUCAGCUUCUGACAUGAAGAUUAAGAAAUAUUGAGGAAAAUGUUUGAAUCAUAGUAUUUGUGACAUUUGUUUUCUCUGAUGGUCCUUUUGUUUGGGGGUGAGGGUAGCUUUAACAGUCUAAGGAACCCACGUUAAAUGAUUGUAAGAUGGUUUGUUGUAUGUAAUGACGCCAGUCCACAAACAGUUAGAAAAACCCUGUGGUGGAGUAUUAAAGUCAAGAGUGUGCAGUCACAAAGAAGUCAAACUCCUUGAACUGCUGCCGGUUAUGUUUUGCCAUAAAUGUGAUUUUACCAAAUUACAGGAAAUGGAAGUAUGAAAUAAUGAAUUGAUUCGUUUGACUGUUGUCCCUGUGUGGACUCGCUGUAAUGAGCCGCUGUGAUGUACCAAAGCUUUUAGGGUUACAAAAUACUUUUUUCACAUAUGUUGUCUUAUUGUAAUCAUUAGAGAAAGCUGUUUUACUUGACAAUGCGACACACCACGUAUGCCCGUGCCUUAUGAAACUUCCAUCUCGAAUGGCAUUUUGGCUUUCAGAAUAAAAUGUACAUUCAUUUU
This is a messenger RNA of Mugil cephalus (flathead mullet), 3446 nucleotides long. It is a transcript of the gene ripk1l, whose product is annotated as receptor (TNFRSF)-interacting serine-threonine kinase 1, like. The record is from RefSeq and is a predicted model, not a curated record. Lineage: Eukaryota; Metazoa; Chordata; Actinopteri; Mugiliformes; Mugilidae. Gene Ontology annotation, biological process: protein phosphorylation; signal transduction. Gene Ontology annotation, molecular function: ATP binding; protein binding; JUN kinase kinase kinase activity. The coding region runs from base 236 to 2341 and encodes 701 amino acids. The transcript is spliced from 10 exons.